This is a messenger RNA of Brugia malayi, 651 nucleotides long. RefSeq names its product LysM domain containing protein (gene Bma-lmd-1). NCBI's taxonomy places the organism in Eukaryota, Metazoa, Nematoda, Chromadorea, Rhabditida, Onchocercidae. The record is from RefSeq and is a predicted model, not a curated record. The transcript has 5 exons. The coding region runs from base 1 to 651 and encodes 216 amino acids.
AUGAUCAGUCCACGUGCUGUUGAAGGCAGCAGUACGGAGACGAUAGAAUUACGGUCGAGGAAUGCUAAUAAGAACAAUGGAGAAAAUCGAAAUCGAUGGGACAAGACAAUGAAUGGCAAUAAAAUUAUUAUCGAGAAGAAAUUAAGGCCAGGUGAUAAUUUAAACAAAAUUGCCGUGCAGUAUUCCGUUUCGCUGUCGGACUUGAAAAGGGUCAACAACAUCGUUUCUGAACAGGAUAUUUAUGCUAUGCCAUUUGUCAAAAUCCCAGUGAGCAAAUUCCGAAAGGAACUGGAUUUGGAACAUGGAAGUCAUUUAUUAGGUAACAAUAGCCGUGGCGAACUGAUGGCGGAGGAAAUGGCUGAUGAUAGGCCUCUUUUGAGUAGAAAUGAUUUAUCUGAUAAAAGGGUCGAGGAGUUGUUUGAGAAAACAGAUGCUUAUGUUGCACAAAUACGGGAUAAUUUGUCAGUUGAAAAUACGGAUGGUGCUGUUCAUUUCGUAGAUGCAAGAUCUCCUGACACUACUUUUAAGGGACUUUGGUUCAUUGUGGUAUUCGUCAUUUUCAUAUUCAUCUUUGUACCGCUAAUACUGACAUUUGUGGAAGAAGAACGAAAGACUUCUCAUGUUGCCAAGAAAAAUUUUAUCAAAAAUUGA